GAUUUUACACUAAGUAUGUUUUUAUAUCAGCGAUGGUGUGAGCACCGUUUAAUGUUUCGAGGAAUCGUAAACACGACUUAUUUAGAACUCGAUGCAAAUGCUAUAAAAGAAAUAUGGGUUCCAGACUUGUAUUUCCCAAAUGAAAAACGUUCAAAUUUCCAUGAAGUCACAAUGGCAAAUAGGAUGCUGCGAAUAAACGAAGAGGGAAAUACGCUUUUCUCGAUGAGAAUCACGAUGACAUUAACCUGUAAAAUGAACCUUCGAAAUUUCCCAUUCGACAAACAAGUUUGUUCAAUGCAGGUAGCCAGCUUCAGUUACACGAACUCAACAUUAUUAUUGAGAUGGUUUCCCGUCAAAGCAGUUCAAAUAAGCAAGGAUGUGGUUGACACACAAUUCAUAAUGCAGAAGGUCACACAGUCUGAAUGUGUGAACUUUGUUCGACAAGAAGGCAACCAUAGCUGUCUUCAAGCAAAUUUUCACCUGACCCGUAGUGUCGGUUAUUAUGUUGUCCAAAUGUACAUCCCAACAAUACUCAUUGUCGUCCUGUCUUGGUUGUCCUUUUGGUUGAAUGUCGACUCGGUGCCCGGCCGUAUAUCUCUUGGUGUUCUCACAGUUCUCACAACAACCACUCAAAUUUCAUCUGUCAAUGCAACUUUGCCAAGAGUCUCUUAUACAAAGGCCAUAGAUAUCUGGAUGGCAACCUGUCUGCUAUUCGUAUUCGCUGCAUUACUUGAAUUUGCAGUUGCCAAUAUCUUAAGCAGGAAAGAAACAAUGAAUGGAUUUUUCUUUCAACAUGUUUACAGCAGAGAUGGUAAACAAACCCACACCAAUUACAAAUCGGAGACCAAGUCAGACCCAACCAGUUCAAUCAACAAAGACUGUGAUGUAGAAGGUGGUAUACGAAAACGGACUGGAAUUUGGUAUGCUUGUAUUCUGGACAGUUCUUCCAGAAUUGCCUUCCCUUUAAUGUUUGCCCUUUUCAAUCUAAUUUAUUGGCCAACUUAUCUAGGGAAAACAGACUAAUUAAAUCUUACCCUUCAUAGCAUCAUUUUAAUAAAUUUCUGGACUUCAUCCUAAGGAUGGGAUCUGUCCGGAUAAUUGGCUGUAAAAAUUAUAUCCAAACCAUUGUGCUUUGAAGAACAUUGUUUCCUCAAGGAAAUAUUUAUUCAAUUGUCUCCCAAAAGAUUUCUUUGAAUUCUUCUAUUUUGUCUUCUCAUCUUGUGUCUUAUUUUCUCUCUUUCACAAUUACCAUAUUUCGUGGCAUAAAAAAGAUGGAAUUUGUUGAAGCAGAAGUCGUGUAGCCAGAAGCCCCUUCUGUUGCCAACCUUUACCUGUUUGCAAGCAAGGUAUUAUUUCUCCAAAGCUAGACAUGUUUUUCACAGAAGACUGAAAGCAAACAAUCUUGCUAGUAUGAUGAUGAUGAUGAUACUCAUUUACAACUAUCACAAGAUGUCCUGACAACGGUACGCACAAGCGCAUAUACAUGCACUCAAACACACACACUCACUAGAUGAACCCUAAUUUCAGCUGCACUUAUUUGGG
This is a messenger RNA of Octopus sinensis (East Asian common octopus), 1542 nucleotides long. RefSeq names its product glycine receptor subunit alphaZ1-like. Gene Ontology annotation, molecular function: transmembrane signaling receptor activity; neurotransmitter receptor activity; extracellular ligand-gated monoatomic ion channel activity. Bases 16 to 1023 code for a protein of 335 amino acids. The record is from RefSeq and is a predicted model, not a curated record. The transcript is spliced from 5 exons. Lineage: Eukaryota; Metazoa; Mollusca; Cephalopoda; Octopoda; Octopodidae. Gene Ontology annotation, cellular component: membrane; synapse; neuron projection. Gene Ontology annotation, biological process: signal transduction; chloride transmembrane transport; nervous system process.